This is a messenger RNA of Drosophila takahashii, 1184 nucleotides long. RefSeq names its product fibrinogen-like protein 1. NCBI's taxonomy places the organism in Eukaryota, Metazoa, Arthropoda, Insecta, Diptera, Drosophilidae. The record is from RefSeq and is a predicted model, not a curated record.
CUAUCGUUCGCAAUGAAAUCGGUGCUUUUAGUGAUUGUUAUAAUCCUUUUAAUUCAGAAGGAAUGUCCUGUUUUUGGUGAAAGCUCAAACAAAGAAUUGCCGGAGGAACCAAUUCUACAGAACGCUAAAACCGAAUGCAACGAUUAUUGUUUCAUGGUCUUUAAGCCCAUUCUUGAUCAUUUCGUAGAGCUGAAAACGGCAGCCAAUGCAAGCGAUGAACUGAAAAUUGAAGUGAAUACUAUGAGAGAUACAAUUAAGGACCUGCAAAAUCAGUUAAAAGUUACUGAAGUUCAAAUCAGGGGUCAUCUUGAAAACCUUCAACACAAAGAUGAUCAAAUCGCGGACCUACGGAAUCACAUUAAAUCGCUUGAGACAUCACUAUCGGAAAGAUCUAAUCAGCUUUCGAAAGACCGUGAAGCUGAGGCUAAUUUGCCUGACUCAUGUCCCAGUGGCAGUCCCAAUGGGAUUUACGAACUAAAACUUCGGGGAAUGGAGUCAUUUAGGGCGCCUUGUGUGUCCUCUCCCUCUGGUUGGACGGUAAUUCAGAGACGUUUUGACGGAUCAGAGAAUUUCGAUCGAAACUGGAGCGAUUAUAAAAACGGUUUUGGAAAUGUCAGUGGAGAGUUUUUCCUUGGACUGGAAAAAGUACAUCGAAUGACAGCCACACGACCCCACGAACUCCACAUUAAGCUUGGAAAGGUGGAGGGAUCAACCAGCUACGCUCAUUACGAUGAUUUUCAAAUUGGAAGCGAAGAUGAAUUGUAUGAGCUGAAGAAACUGGGAAGAUUUUCUGGAGAAGCCGGAGAUUCCCUUAACUAUCACCUUAACAAAAAGUUUACCACACUUGAUCGGGAUAAUGAUGAGCAUGCAGGAAAUUGCGCCAAGAACCGUGGUGGUUGGUGGUAUCAUCUUUGUGCAAAAAGUUCGCUUAAUGGAAAAUACAAUGGAGAUGGUCAUGAUAGUUCAAAAGACGGAAUCACUUGGGGCUCAUGGCAUGACUACAACUAUACGAUAUCGCUAACCUUCGUUGAAAUGAUGAUAAGGCCUAAAUCCUUAUGAGCCACAAAUUCUGCAAUUACAAACAUACAGAAUGAAUCGAAAUUAAUUGCUAGGAAUAAAAUGAUAAAAUGAAUUCAAUAACAUGUCAAAUUCAAUAAAUACUUAUUACUAAAAGUUUUUAGAAA